Molecule: messenger RNA, 398 nt
Organism: Musca vetustissima
Lineage: Eukaryota; Metazoa; Arthropoda; Insecta; Diptera; Muscidae
Product: saccharopine dehydrogenase-like oxidoreductase
Exons: 2
Coding region: 1-390 (129 amino acids)
Biological process (GO): glycolipid biosynthetic process
Cellular component (GO): plasma membrane; lipid droplet; mitochondrion
Source: RefSeq, a predicted model, not a curated record
AUGGCCAAUAUUGGUUUUACACGUAAAUUACUUUUAAAAUAUCCUCACAUCUUCACCUUGGGCCUAAUGACACAUGAAGGACCAACGGAAGCCAACAGGAAAGCUAUGGAAUUCCGUUAUACCUUAAAGGCAAAAGGAUGGACUACCGGUACUUCCGAAUCUGCUGCACCCAACAAAGAAGUUGUGGUCCGUGUUACGGGCAAGGAUCCAUGCUAUGGUAUUACCAGUUGCGUUUUGUUGUUAUGUGCCAAAACCAUUUUGAAGGAACACAACAAAAUGCCCGGAAAGGGCGGAGUUCUGCCACCAGGAUUUGCAUUUGCCAAGACAAGUCUUCUGGAAGAAGUUGGUAAACAUAAAUCGGGUUUGAAAUUUGAAGUAAUUCAACAGUAAUUUUUUUA